GACGUACACAUUGGAGGUGACGCCUCCCGCCCCCAAUCGGAUCUCGCUUAUUACCUCCUCUUCUUGAAAUCAAACGUUUUGUUGGAUAAUUCGGAAUCAAGACGCAUAUCCUGUCUAUCUCCUGUCUCAUUCUUAACUAGUAAUAUUUGGUUGGCUUCCUACAACCCCUGCAAUCAUCGUCCACAGCUCAGCAAGGCUCACAACUUUGCUGUCAUGGAAAGUGUUGACUUGCAAUCAAAAUAUCAGACACUGGCUGCAGAGUAUAGCAAGGUGACAGCCAAAUGCACUGUGCUGAAGAGAGCUGUGAUUGAGGAACAAGCAAAGAAUGCUGAGCUGAAGGAUGAGCUUACGGAGACGGACCGGCAGCUGCGCCAGCAGCGGCAGGAGGUGGAGAGUCUCACCUUCCGCAACGAGCAGCUGACGCGGAGGGUGGGCGUGCUGCAGGAGGAGCUGGACCCCUCUCGGCAGACCAAGCAAUCAAAAAGAAAGGAUCGAAAUCUCCUGCACACGAACACGCCGCCACUUCCAAUUUAAACGUCCUGGAAGAGGAGCUUAUGUCAAAAAUCACCGAUAACGUCAAGCUGAACGAAAUGCUGUCGGAGGCGGAGUCGCGCCACCAGGAGGAGGUGGGCACGCUCACCUCCCGGCUGCGGCAGCUGGAGGUGCAGCUGACCACCAGCCGCUCGCCAACGCCGCAGACGCCGCCCACCCCGCCCGUGG
This is a messenger RNA of Pollicipes pollicipes, 720 nucleotides long. Its product is annotated as protein phosphatase 1 regulatory subunit 21. The transcript has 5 exons. The record is from RefSeq and is a predicted model, not a curated record. Lineage: Eukaryota; Metazoa; Arthropoda; Thecostraca; Pollicipedomorpha; Pollicipedidae. The coding region runs from base 214 to 534 and encodes 106 amino acids. Gene Ontology annotation, cellular component: early endosome; membrane.